This is a messenger RNA of Caenorhabditis angaria, 418 nucleotides long. The record is from the annotation of a GenBank genome assembly. NCBI's taxonomy places the organism in Eukaryota, Metazoa, Nematoda, Chromadorea, Rhabditida, Rhabditidae.
AUGAGAAAAUUUCUGAUUUUUCUGAUAUUUUUGGUGUCGGUUUGCUGGGCUGGAAAAUUGCCAAAUUUUGAGCAACGAGCUGCUGAAAUUGUGAGUUUGGAUUAAUUGGGUUGACUUUUUGGGUUUCUGAGACUAGCCCCAAAUUCUACAGUAACAUGCACAAUUUACAGUAACCUAGAUGAUAUUUAAAAUUUUAAAAAUCUCGAAAAAACCAGCCAAAAAAUUAAUUUCCAAAUUUUUGCAGCUCAUAAAACACGAAUACAAUUUCGACACUUUGACUGGAGAAGCGCGUAGAAAACGUCUGGAAUUGGCGACAGCUCCAACUGAAAUUCGAUUUGAAGGCGAUGUUGGUUUUUAUAAUGGAAAUGUUAGGGAUCGACCAGGACAUGAACGCUUCAAAGAUCCAGAAAGGGGAUAA